Messenger RNA from Onychostruthus taczanowskii (white-rumped snowfinch), 3104 nucleotides. RefSeq names its product alcohol dehydrogenase iron containing 1 (gene ADHFE1). Lineage: Eukaryota; Metazoa; Chordata; Aves; Passeriformes; Passeridae. Gene Ontology annotation, molecular function: alcohol dehydrogenase (NAD+) activity; metal ion binding. The transcript has 15 exons. Gene Ontology annotation, cellular component: mitochondrion. The coding region runs from base 29 to 1426 and encodes 465 amino acids. The record is from RefSeq and is a predicted model, not a curated record.
CGUCCGCGGCCGCCCGCAGAUCCGGGCGAUGGCGGCGGGGCGGGCGCGGGUGUCCCGCCUGCUGCGGCAGCUGCAGCGGGCAGCUUGUCGGUGCCCGAGCCAUGGCCACACUUAUUCCCAAGUUCCUGAACGGCCCACCCUGGGGAACACAGACUAUGCAUUUGAGAUGGCCAUUUCAAACAUUCGAUAUGGAGAAGGAGUUACGAAAGAGAUUGGCAUGGACCUGCAGAAUCUUGGUGCUAGAAGAGUUUGUUUGAUGACAGAUAAAAACCUCUCCAAACUCCCUCCUGUAAAUGCAGUAUUGAAUUCCUUGACAAAAUAUGGUAUAAACUUUCAAAUAUAUGAUAAUGUCCGUGUGGAGCCAACAGACCAAAGUUUCCUGGAUGCCAUACAAUUUGCUAAAAAGGGAGAGUUUGAUGCCUAUGUUGCUGUUGGAGGUGGCUCUGUGAUAGACACCUGCAAAGCUGCCAACCUGUAUGCAGCCAGCCCUUCCUCAGAAUUCCUGGAUUAUGUCAAUGCUCCUAUUGGGAAAGGAAAACCGGUCACUGUGCCCCUCAAGCCACUUAUUGCAGUUCCUACAACAUCUGGCACUGGAAGUGAAACCACUGGUGUUGCCAUUUUUGACUUCAAAGAACUAAAAGUUAAAACCGGUAUUGCUUCAAGAGCCAUUAAGCCCACAUUAGGCAUCAUUGAUCCUUUACACACACUGUCUAUGCCUGAACGAAUAGUGGCCAACAGUGGCUUUGAUGUGCUUUGCCACGCCCUGGAAUCGUACACUGCUCUGCCUUACAACCAGCGCGGUCCCUGCCCCUCCAACCCCAUCCACCGCCCAGCCUACCAAGGCAGCAACCCCGUCAGCGACGUCUGGGCUCUGCACGCUCUGCGCAUUGUCGCCAAGUAUCUGAAAAGAGCCAUCAGAAACCCUGAGGACCGCGAAGCAAGAGCCAACAUGCACCUGGCAAGUGCUUUUGCUGGUAUUGGCUUUGGCAAUGCUGGUGUUCAUCUCUGCCAUGGAAUGUCUUACCCUAUUUCUGGUUUGGUGAAAACUUAUAAACCAAAGGAUUAUAAUGUGGAUCACUCUUUAGUGCCACAUGGCCUUUCUGUGGUACUGACAUCCCCAGCAGUGUUUGCUUUCACAGCACAGAUACAUCCUGAGCGGCAUUUAGAAGCUGCAGAGAUUCUAGGAGCUGACAUCCGCACUGCCAGAAUCAAAGAUGCGGGGCUUAUUUUGGCAGACACACUCCGGAAAUUCCUAUUUGAUCUGAAUGUUGAUGAUGGCUUAGCUGCAAUUGGUUAUUCCAAAGCAGACAUCCCUGCAUUAGUCAAAGGCACUCUGCCUCAGGAGAGAGUGACUAAACUAUCACCACGUCCCCAAACAGAAGAAGACUUAUCUGCUCUCUUCGAGGCUUCCAUGAAACUUUAUUAGCUUAAACAUGUUCUGGAAAGUGUGGUCUAUUCUAACACAGAGAUCCACGUGGUUUUGUAUACAGUUCGUUUAAAUCAGAUUCUGCUUCACGUUGGACUGUUUCAGCAUCUGAUUCAUGCUGCUACCACAGCACAAGACAAAUGAGAGAAGAGCCCUGUGACUUCUGGUGUGCAUAUUUCUUUCUGCUGGGGAGGGAGCACUUUUCAGUCACCCUGUUGAAGUAGAAGGCUCUAUGCUUGCACCUUUGCAUUUGUGUAUUUGUGUGAUCAAAGUAGUGCUGUCCUAGCAUCUGAGGACAGAUGUGUAGUGGAUAUUGGCACUGGAUCCAUUUCAGGGCUGUUAAACAGGUGGGUGGAUACUGGUUAAAGACAGACUGUUGAACAGGUCUGGUGGCCAUAGGACUGCACUGCCAGUAUGUGAUACACAUGUGAUCUCCAUGUCCUUCUGAACCUUCCCCUCUGCUGAAAUUGCCCACAAGUACCUCUGUCAUGAAGGCUGAUGUAAUAGCAAGGAAUUCACUUCAUUAUGUUGUGCAAAGCUGACAUGUUUAGAAAAAAAACAACUUUUUCUCAAAACUUUUUGUCCAGCCCUGUUCACAGUCAGGCUGGAUGAGGCUCUGAACCCAGUCUAGUAAAAGAUGUUCCUGCCCAUGCAGGGAAGUUAGAACUAGAUCUUUAAGAUCCCUUCCAGCCCAAACCAUUCCAUGAUUCUGUAUAAACUUUUGACCUCUUUUGUCUUUCCACUCCUGUCUUUCUCCAGUUUGUGGUAGCAGUACAGAUUCAUGAAGAGAGAAUCUUUUUGUCCAGGAGCCUAAUUCACGGCAGUCCUGCUAUGUUUGGGGGAAAUACACCGUCUGGGAAACUGAGCAGCAUGUGAUUUCAUCACUGCAGCAGAGCACUUUGAUGGGCUGCUUAGGGAGGUAGGAUAAAUUCUUCCAGCACACUUUUUAUCUGCUUUUUAUGCCAGUAUGGCAGUUAUUGGCAGGCUGCAUUUUCAACUGACAGAACCUCACACUUAAAUUCCUAUACCAGGUAACCUGCAGCUCCUGAUGGCUUAUAAAAUAAACCUCAUACCCCCUUUGAUACCCAUAUUUUACAGAUGAGACAAAGGGGGUUUAUGUAAUACCUAACCUAACAUAAGCAGAUGGUGCUGUAAGAGGGGACAUUUCUGUUUUCCUCACCUCUUUGGCUGCAUCAAGGUCUUCAACUGCCUUGAAUUGGUUGUGAAAUCUCUGCCACGGACAUCAGCUACAUGUGAAAAUCUCUCUCAUGGACAUCAGUCUCCACCACCAAUUAUUAGUUACUAGUAGGGAUUUUCUGAGGAAAAAUCAAGAGAGCUCAAGUUGCCCCAGAAUGCUGUCAUUCAAAUAGUGAUGAAGUGACAGGGUGUCACUUCCUGGCUCCUGGGCAGUGGUAGCUUUAUUCACAGCUGAAGAGCUACAUGGGGUUUUUCAUUAUCUCACUCAAUUACUCUGUACUGGUAUUUCUGUGGGGAGCUGGGGUAACACUGUAAUUGUGAGUGCCCAGUGGUGGUUGGGCACAUGUGUGAAAUCUGGGAGGCUCGUUUUUGUGCUCCUGUUACUGCUGUGCUACUCAAACCCUCUCUGAUGGAUCUGUUAGUUUAGAUUGUGCUGAAAUGCAAAUAACAAAAAUAAAGCUUGUUUGAGAGCAGCAUUUAA